AUGUCAACAGCAGUAGCAAAUAUUAUCAAACUUCGAUUUCGUUAUUGGAAUUGUCGUGGUCUACUCGAGAAAGCAGCUGACUCGUGGUUGACACGCAAGUUUGAUGAAAGAAUCUCUGGACCAUUUCAUAAUUUACCUGUAUUACAUUGGAAUGAUACACAUAUUUUUGGUCAAACUUUAACAAUAGGACAAUUUUUAGCCCAAAAAUUCAAUUUAUAUGGUAAAUUAACGUCAUCGAUCAAUGAUAAAGAUCUUUUACACGGUUAUAUUGAUGGUGUUGUUUCAUGUGCAUAUACUGAUGUUAUAAUAAAUAUUUUGCAAUCUAUAUGGACAAUGAUUGAUUUCGUUGAUGAAACUAAUCCAAUGAAUCUUUUAGUAAAACAAAUUUCCAAUGAUUUAAAAACAUUGAAUACUUUACUUCAAAAAAAGUUCAACAUCAUUUUAUUAUGA
Rotaria sp. Silwood2 is the source of this 450-nucleotide messenger RNA. The record is from the annotation of a GenBank genome assembly. Lineage: Eukaryota; Metazoa; Rotifera; Eurotatoria; Philodinida; Philodinidae.